Eremomyces bilateralis CBS 781.70 is the source of this 1884-nucleotide messenger RNA. RefSeq names its product zf-DHHC-domain-containing protein. The transcript has 6 exons. Gene Ontology annotation, molecular function: protein-cysteine S-palmitoyltransferase activity. NCBI's taxonomy places the organism in Eukaryota, Fungi, Ascomycota, Dothideomycetes, Eremomycetales, Eremomycetaceae. Bases 1 to 1884 code for a protein of 627 amino acids. Gene Ontology annotation, biological process: peptidyl-L-cysteine S-palmitoylation; protein targeting to membrane. Gene Ontology annotation, cellular component: endoplasmic reticulum; Golgi apparatus. The record is from RefSeq and is a predicted model, not a curated record.
AUGGAAACCCAAGGCACCGGCGAUGCGCCAGAACCCAGCAUUACCUCCUCCAGAAUCAGCCACAGCAACCGACCUCCGCAAUCGUCGCAUAGAGUUCAAGGAACCACCGGACCCCCUGGAGACCCCGGUAUCCCGCCAUCGCGCCCGUCCUCCGCGACAACCGCACAAUCAUCCGUCCGCGGCGGAGCAAGCGCAUGGUCCGCGGGCCCAUCUCGACGCGGGAAAGCAUAUCACAGUGGACUUGGGGGAAGCGUUGCGGGAAGUACCGGCGCAGCCAGCACGGGAACACGGCCACCGACAAGCCAUAGCAGGACGCAUGUUCCAAGUCUGGCGUCUCAUGCGUUUUUCCGACCCAUGAGCUCGCAAAGACUACAGGCACAGCGGGGACAGCGCGCAUCGACGACUUCUCACCCGGGGAGUGCAGAUCAAAUGAGUACGUCACCAACGGCCGGGUCCCACGCGAGCACCGGCUCCAAUCCGACUUUGCGAGAUGCGGCGGUGUCGGGAGCGAUGGUUUCGCAUACCCUGACCGACCUGCGGCCUCCACCGUCACGAGCAUCGGAUUUCACGGAAGCGGAUGCAUAUAUGGCUCAAACGACGGGGAACACAUCGCCUACCGGAGCGGAAACGCUGCGGAGCCGAGGAGAGAGCAUCGCUCCUCUGCAACGACCCGCACCGCAGAACUUGCACUUGGAUACACAGAAUCAAUCGAACCAGGCCCCGCCUCAGAAAAGCCCGCGCAGCUUCCGAUCAAGCUUCAUCCUGCCUAGCAGAGGCAGUAGAAAUCCUUCGAACUCGGGUCGCGGACAUGAGAAGCUUCCUUCGGGGGGUUCUAGCCCUAGCGGACAGGACGAUAGCCCUCGUUCGGACAAGAUGAAGCGCGAAGCUCGAGCGCAAGAAAUCAAUCGCAUGCAGAAAGACUUGGGGAAGAAUUAUGAGUACUUUACGGGGAACAUGGUAUUCUUCUGGGGUGGUCGAUUCCAGAACACGCGAGAGAGGCCGGUCAACAUUGCCACUGGCCUGUUCGUGAUUAUCCCCGGAGCGAUCUUUUUCGGAUUCUCCGCGCCUUUCCUUUGGCUUCAUGUUUCACCAGCGAUACCCAUUGUGUUUGCCUAUCUGUACUUAAUAUGCAUAUCCUCUUUCCUUCACGCCUCCGUGACGGACCCCGGGAUCUUACCUCGAAACCUCCAUCCAUUCCCCCCCACACCCGCCGACCAAGAUCUCCUAACCAUCGGACCCGCCCUCACCGCCUGCCACCACACCGCCAUGGAAGUCCCCACCAAGCACUGCAAAACCUGCACCAUCUGGCGCCCCCCCCGCGCCCACCACUGCCGCUUCUGCGACUCCUGCGUCGAAACCCAAGACCACCAUUGCGUCUGGCUUAACAACUGCGUCGGCCGCCGCAACUACCGCUACUUCUUCGCCUUCGUCGCAUCUGCCUCCCUCCUCGGCGCUGCCCUCCUCGCCGCCUCUCUCGCCCACCUCCUCGUUGCCGCCCACCGCGCCAAUCUAUCUUUCGGCGCCACCGUCGCCGCCGCCGCCCCCGAGCGCGCCGCCCUCGCCUUGCUCGUCUACGCCGUCCUCGCCACGCCGUACCCUCUCAGCCUUUUCGGCUACCACGUCUUCCUCAUGGCGCGCGGCGAGACCACCCGCGAAUAUCUCAACUCGCGGAAGUUCUCGAAGAAGGAACGGCAUCGUCCGUUUGACCAGGGGAGUCUCUGGCGGAACUGGGUCGCGGUGCUGGUGCGCCCACGCGGCCCGACGUAUUUGCGAUUCAAGAAAGAUUAUGUCGAGGGUGAUCAGCGGUUGGGGGUGCGGAAGGGGAAGGGGGGGAAUGGGGUGGAGAUGCAGGAGAUGCAAGGACAGCAGAGAAGGGGUGGGUAG